GCACCCACCCCCCUCUCCCCCGCAUUAAAACCCCGCCCCGUCCGGCAGGCCAGGGCACGCAUACACACACGCGCCUGCGCUCUGACGCCACCACACCAUACUGGCCAAGGAAGGAAGAAGCAAGGAACCUACUCCAUCCAUGGCGUCCCACGCGGGCCGCCUCCUCCUGCUCCUCGCGCUGGCCGCCGCGCUCGCCGGCCGCUCCGCAGAGGGGGCGUGGUGCGUGUGCCGCCCUGACCUGCCGGACGCGACGCUGCAGAGGACGCUGGACUACGCGUGCGGCAGCGCCGCCGACUGCAAGCCCAUCCAGCGCAACGCCGCCUGCUUCGCCCCGGACACCGUCAAGGCGCACUGCUCCUACGCCGUCAACAGCUACUACCAGCGCAGCGGCCAGAACCCGCUCGCCUGCGUCUUCUCCAGCACCGCCGUGAUCUCCUCCACCGACCCAAGCACCAACGGCUGCAAGUACCCUGCGACCCCAAGUGCUCCUGACAGCCCGCCGCCGCCGAUGGCGCAAGGUCCGAACGGCGCCCAGAAGGACACCAGCGGCGGCGCCGACGUUCUCCCGGUGGCCGGAACCGCGAGGCGGGUGGUGAUCCUGGCCUGCUGCUCGCUCCUCGCUCUGUACCUCAUGGCGUGACCAGAGGAGACACAAGGCACCCCUCCUGCACCGACCCUUGGUUUUGGGUGUCUUGUUUCUUGGCACAUUUUCUCUUAGUAGUGGUGGUAGGAAGAGAACCUUUGUGAUGAUGAUGAUGGUAUUCCGUUCUGGUGGGAGACUGAAGAUAGCUUGUCAGUGAGACCAUGAUAUUGUUUGGUGGAGGGUUUAGGGCUGAUGUAGUGAUGAUGUUAUGACCUGAUGCUGUGUCUUGGAGGAUACUACUGUCAUGACUUGAUUCUACCAUGUUUGGUUAUCUGGUUCUUUGGUGCA
This is a messenger RNA of Aegilops tauschii subsp. strangulata, 931 nucleotides long. RefSeq names its product major pollen allergen Ole e 10. The record is from RefSeq and is a predicted model, not a curated record. Lineage: Eukaryota; Viridiplantae; Streptophyta; Magnoliopsida; Poales; Poaceae.